Haemonchus placei is the source of this 558-nucleotide messenger RNA. NCBI's taxonomy places the organism in Eukaryota, Metazoa, Nematoda, Chromadorea, Rhabditida, Trichostrongylidae. The record is from the annotation of a GenBank genome assembly.
AUGGAUAAUCGACAAAUUGUUCGGUUCUUUAUGAUUGGUACAGGUGGUGCUGGUAAGACAACUGUGAUACGACAAUUGAAGUGCUUAUGCAAGGAACGCUCAAGGAAUUAUAAGGUUUUCGACCGAGAAUGGAAUGAAAUCCCAGUCGAUAGAAUAUUUUCGGAUGAAGAGAUGCACAGAUUCCGGAAAAUCAUUCGCAACAAUAUAAUGACAGCCGUUUAUAACCUCAUUCAGGUAAUACAAAGAGCAAAAACCGAGAAAUUCCAGAUGAAAAUACCAGAGUUUAUGCAGCAGUGGUUAGCAGCAGAUAGAGAAGGUUAUAUGAACUUCAUCCUUUUUGUGACAUCUAUGGCUGAUUUUAACGUACAAGAUGAGGAAGAAGAGAGUCGAACAGCAAUGGAACGCAGCAUCAGAAUACUCGACAACUGUGGACUUUUGAUAUUUUUCAACAAGCAAGACGUAUUUGAUGAAGUAGUGACAGCGCUAGCAAAGACAGAUGAAGGUCGAGCUGAAAUCAUUGGACGACUAAAUAGUUCUUUGACAGAAGGUAUAUCCUAA